Messenger RNA from Rotaria sp. Silwood2, 4422 nucleotides. NCBI's taxonomy places the organism in Eukaryota, Metazoa, Rotifera, Eurotatoria, Philodinida, Philodinidae. The record is from the annotation of a GenBank genome assembly.
AUGAGUCUACAAGCUUAUGUCACAAGACUUUUUAAAUUGAAUACUAAUUAUUUAUAUGCCGAACAAGCUUUCAAUCAAGCAUCAUCACUUCAAACUCUCUCAGACGAUUUAUACACAGAUUCACUUCGAUUUGUUUAUGAACUUGUACAAAAUGCCGACGAUGCGUCAAGCGCACAUUUACAAAUUUCUUUAAUUGAAAAUAAUUAUUUAAUCGUUUCUCACGAUGGUAAACCGUUCGAUGACAAUGAUGUACGUAGUUUAUGUUCAGUUAAUAAUAGCACAAAAAUUUGUAACAGCCACGCAGCAGGUUAUAAAGGAUUGGGUUUUAAAGCAAUCUUUGGAAAAUCGGAUUAUGUAUUAAUUGUAACUAAUGACGAAUCAUUUCGCUUUGAUGCUCAAUAUAAAUUUAGAUGGACAUGGCUAGAUAUCAAUCAAACAACAUGGGAACAUGAUAAUAAACGAAAGUUUAUUUAUCCUUGGCAAAUUUGUCCUAUUUGGACUGAAAAUCACAAAAUUCCUGAAUCUAUUCGUACUUGGCUUUCAAAUAGUAAAACUAAAAUGUCAGUAAAUAUUAUUAUACGUUUACGUAAUGUGAUCGAAACACAAAACGCACUGGAAGAAUUGGCACUCCAACCACAAACAUUUUUAUUUCUACAACAUAUUCGUCAUGUAGAACUCGGAAUACCAAGAACAACAAUCAUACGUAUAGAACCACAGCCUGAUGAAUCAAUAAGAUUGUCACAUAAUAAGAAUCAAAUUUCUCAUUGGCUUAAAAAUCAAAGAGAAAUCACUAUUCCUUCAGAAGUGCUUAGAGACACUCGUCUACCUGAAAAACUACAUAAUGUUCCAUCAACUACAAUAAGUCUGGCUGCUAAACUUGAUAAAAAUAAGGGAAACACGUUCAUACCUGUUUCAAAUAAAGAUAGCAUUCUCUUUGCUUAUAUGCCAACGAAAAUUUCCACCUAUAAUUUGCCAUUACUUGUUAGUGCUAAUUUCUUAACUAAUGCAAAUCGUGAACAAAUCCAUACGGAUUCAAUUUGGAAUCAAUGGCUUUUUGAAUGUAUACCUCGUGAAACAUUCAAAUGGAUUAAAAAAUUAAUGAAGCAACCAAAUUGGAGAAAUACAGCCUAUGAUCUUUUACCUAUACGUACUCUGAGUCGGGAUAAACUCGCAAAUAAAUAUAAUGAGAGUUGUUCAAAUGCUCUGAUUCAUACGAAAUUUAUCUGUAAUACACAUGGAAAAUAUCUAUCUUCAAGUGAAGCUAUUAUCGAUUUGACUCGUCUUUCGAAUCAAAACUUUAUUGGUAUUGAGCCUAUUCGACUAUAUUUUUCUCAUCAAUACCGUCAGAGACUACAGUCUUUGCCAUUACAUCCAUUUGUUCUUGAUAAUCUUCGUUUAAGAGAAAUUGGUGUUCGAACAUUCACUUGGGAACAAGCGAUUGAUAUGUUUCAAUCGAGAGAAUUUCAAGAUAAGUUUUCAGUUGAUCAUAAUAUCAAAUUAAUAUCAUAUUUAUGUGAUUUGCAAGCUGAUCAAGAGAUUUCAAAAUUAUUACAUCAGAUGCCAUUUAUUAUGGAUCGCAAUAAAUGUCUUCAAAUCCCAACUAAUAUCUAUUUUCCAUCAAAAUUUAACGAUAUAAGUUGGUAUAGUUGUAACACACAAGAAGCUUAUGUACAUGACGAUCUAAUGAACGAACUUCAAAAUCAUCACAAAAAAUGGCUUGAACAACUUGGUGUAACUACUAGAACGGAUUUGAGUUUUUUUCAUCAUACUAUUAUUCCUCACGCUUCGACAUUUAUUAAUGUUGAUAAUGCUCUUCAUUCUAUUCAACGAUUAUUUGAUCUCUAUGUAAAUGGACAAAUAACUGGCGAUGAUUUGAAAAACCUUAGAGAAUUGUCGUUAUUUACCAAAGCUAAUACUUUAGUACCAGCUAAUCGUCUAUAUUUAUCUUAUGAAUACAAACCUUAUUUAUCAAUUGAUGAUUUGUUUCCUACAAUGCCUCAUCUGUUUGUUUCAACUUCUUAUAUGCAAAAUAUUUUUCAUAUGGAAUGGAAACAUUUUUUCCUUUUACUUGGUGUUCAAGAAAAUAUUGCUUUGAUACCAUUAAAUGAUAAUUGUAGAUUAUUUCAAAAUUAUCAUGAAGAUCAAAUGAGAAUUAUUUUUGGUUUAAAUUCAAAUCAAGUUCAUAGAUACAAAUAUCAAAUGACUAUAACAUUUCUUGAAUUUACUGAAGACAAUUUUAAUUUUGCUGAUUUUUUUUGGCAUAAUGUUAUACAAAAACUUAAUAUACAUGAUUUAACUCGAUCUGAAAUAGCAUAUUGGGGACAACAACAUAAACGAGGAGCAACAAUCGGCUCAGAAGUAAACAGUUUUCCGGAAUGGUUUGUUCUUAAUCGACCAUGUAUACCAGUUCAAAUUUUAUCAAACGGUAUAAAUCAAAGACAAUGUCUUAAAAGUAUUCAGGUUUAUAGUAAUCGACUAAGUUCAUUGACUGGUCGUUAUUUACCUAUAUUUGAAUAUAAGUUGAAUGCAGAAGUUUUAAGUGAUGAAUGGCUCAAGUUCUUUAGAUUUAAAACAGAAUUAUCAAUUGAUGAUUGUAUUUAUAUUCUUCAUCAAAUUUAUGUUCAAAAUAAGAUAGAAGUCCAUUUCGAGGAUGAUAUGCGUAUUCAAAAUAUCUAUGCUCAUCUUUUACAAAUACUCUUCAAUACAAAUACUAAUCAGCAUAAAUUAUAUCGUGAAAAAUGUCAAUCGAAGAAUAUAUGUUUUUUAAGUGAGCGUGAUAAUCUUUUUAUGCCAUCUGAAGAACUGAACUUCUUGUCAAUUGAUACUUUUCAAUCACCAUUUGAUUUGCAUAUAUUAAAGUUAAACGCAAGUAAUCGUCAACAUAGAAAUUUAUCGUAUCUAUUGUAUAUAUUCAAUAUUAAUCACAUCGAAAUGAAAAAUUUAAAUUUAAUACCAAUUAAUGCUGCUCCGUGUGAUGAACUAACUAAUUGUUUACAAAAAUCUUACCUUUCAUUAUUAUUUGAUUUUUGUAAGAUUAAAAAACAAGAAAAAUUAAAUCAAUUGGAUGGUAUCCGAUAUUUUGAAGCUGAUCGAUUGGAACUUUAUAUAGAUAAAUUAAAUAAAUUUGUUGGUAAUCCAUCCAUUCAUGUAAACAAUAAUUGCAUAUAUAUUACAAGACCAUGGAAUUCUAAUUCAGUUAUUAAUUCCUUAACAAUAAAACUAUGUGAACUUCUUAAGGUACCUAUUCAAGUAUUUCAAACACACAUACGUACUCUAUUGACAACUUCGUCUACUGAUGAUUACUUUAUUCAACUUGGAAUUCUUCCUGCAAAUGACAAUUCAUCAAAUGAUCAAAUUACUAAAUUAAUUGGGCAUGAUAAUCUUGAACUAUUUGAUCGAUUACAACACUUAUCAUCAUCAUAUACUCCUGCUCAAUUACUACUUGCUGGUUUAGAAGCACAAAAUCUAUCUUGGACUGGAUAUAUCUAUCAUUAUACACAUUUAGAAAAUGCUGUUUCAAUUUUACGUGAUCACACAUUAAAAUCUCGUCAUUUUUGUCAAACGAAUAAUUUUAAAGAUUCAUCUGCUUAUGACUUCAUGUCACAAACAGAUGAUCAAGUUAAUCAUUAUGUUCGCUUUUAUUUUCGUCCAUGUACAUCGACGCAACUCAAUAAUGAAAAUCUUGGAUCUAAUAAAAGCAAAAAACGUAAUAAUUAUACACCAAUAUGUCCAGUACCAAUAUUCUUUUGUAUAAACCUACGAACAAUCCUUAUCAUACCAAAUUUGAAAUGGAAAGUAAGCAUACGUGAUAUGUCUAGUCAACAUACAGAAUAUGAUUGUACAAUGGAUAUUAUCAAACAAUUUGAUUUUUGCGGUUUAUUUAAAGAUUCAGAUAUUAAACGUUGCAAACAACUUGAAUUUUUAAUUGAAAAUCAACUUGAUUUUGAACUUUUACCAAAUGAUGCUAUUAAUCUUAUUUUUCAAGAUUCUGAUGCUAAGAAGAGUUUAGAAUCUAUGUUACCUGAGCAAAUUUAUAAUACUGAAAUAAAAAGAAAUUAUUUUUUUGGAAAAAAUAAUCGCGUAUUUAUUAAUCAUGAUUCUCAACAAGAUCAUAUUUCUGUUAUGAUUAAUCGUGAAACACAGCGUAAAGAUGAAAUAUUUAUUGUUCAAAUUAAAUCAAAUGAUAAUAAACAAACAAUUGAUCUAGCAUGUAAAGGUAGUGUUUAUGCUAUAUUUCAUUAUGAUCGUAUAACAACAGUUUAUGGAAAAGAAAAACAACUUGAUGUUUUCGUUGGUAAACAACCUUAUGCAGUUUAUUAUAAAUAUGAACAACAAUUAUGGCUUAUAUAUACAAAUCAUAAUAAACCUGAUUUUGACGAUUCACAUAUUAAACAACAUAGUGAAUUUAUACCAUAUGAUUAA